Messenger RNA from Girardinichthys multiradiatus, 1095 nucleotides. It is a transcript of the gene atp6v1e1a, whose product is annotated as ATPase H+ transporting V1 subunit E1a. The transcript is spliced from 10 exons. The record is from RefSeq and is a predicted model, not a curated record. Lineage: Eukaryota; Metazoa; Chordata; Actinopteri; Cyprinodontiformes; Goodeidae. Gene Ontology annotation, molecular function: proton-transporting ATPase activity, rotational mechanism. Bases 125 to 805 code for a protein of 226 amino acids. Gene Ontology annotation, cellular component: proton-transporting two-sector ATPase complex, catalytic domain. Gene Ontology annotation, biological process: proton transmembrane transport.
GAAGUCGAAUGACGCAAGCUCGAUGAGAAAAGCGUUGGGCUCGCAACGGCUCCUCAUUCGUUACUGUUUAAAAGUUUAAACGUUUUUUUUUAGGCUCGAAAUAUCGGAAAAUAAAAGAAGAGACAUGGCGCUCACCGACGCCGACGUACAGAAACAGAUCAAACACAUGAUGGCCUUCAUCGAGCAGGAGGCCAGCGAGAGAGUCGAGGAGAUUGAUGCAAAGGCAGAGGAAGAGUUCAACAUUGAGAAAGGUCGUCUGGUGCAGACUCAGCGGGUGAAAAUCAUGGAUCACUAUGAGAAGAAGGACAAACAGAUCGAACAACAUAAGAAGAUCCAGAUGUCCCACCUGAAGAACCAGGCCAGACUGAAGGUGCUGAAGGCUCGAGAUGACAUGGUCACGGACCUGCUAAAUGAGGCCCGUCAAAGAAUUGCAGAUAUCGUCAACGACCCGGAAAGGUACUACAAACUGUUGGAGGGUCUGGUGCUUCAGGGAUUUUACCAGCUGCUAGAGCCUAAAGUUACCAUCCGCUGCCGACAACAGGAUGUAGAAAUGGUUCAGGCUGCAGUUAAUAAGAACAUCCUUAUCUACAAGGAGGCAGUGAAGAGUAACUUAACUAUCAGAAUUGACCAGGAUCACUUUCUUCCAUCUAACAUCUACGGAGGAGUUGAGGUAUAUAAUGAUAAUGGGAAGAUUAAGGUUUCAAACACCCUGGAGAGCAGGCUUGAACUCGUAGCACAGCAGAUGAUGCCUGAGAUCAGGGAGACCUUAUUCGGGGCCAACCCCAAUCGCAGAUUCUUGGAUUAAUGGUUAAUUUGAGGAGAACCAUGAGAACACAGCAGGAAACUUCAAGAUUCAGCAGAAGCUCUUAUGUCCUUCUUACCUCACGUCGAUGUCCGGAGAAUUGACAUUGCAGAGGUUUUCCUUCAGGUGGAAAAACUGAGCUGCAUCCCAAAUAUAUCUGCACAUACUUGGCCUUUAUACUGUGAAAGCUACUGCCAAAGUGAUGUUGGUGGGAAAUGUUGCAUUUACACAUCUUUGUCAUCUUUAAGGACAUGUUUACCAACCAAAAGAAAUAAAUUGGGGACACAGUUUAA